CUCACCCUGUAUAGCUGUUUUACCCUUGUACCAACCAGCCCCGAUCUACCCUAUGUACCACGUUGAAAACUCGUUAGUGCUGGCCAGUCCCACGUCUGCAUUAUAAUAAUACUAAUUAUUACAAUAACAUAAUACAUUUAUUAUAAUAAUUUAAAUCGAAGUGUGGCGCAAGUGGGGUAAAACGUAACGAUUUCGUACAUGGCGCUUGCCAGCGGUGUCAUGCCAGCGCCUGAAGUGGCAUGUGGCACGCUGGCCAGGGCCAUGCAAGCGCCCGAUCAAAAUUUCUACCAGGGAUGUGUUAUAUUAAAUUUAUAUUGAUAUUAUGUAACCGUUACUUUGGUGUUUGCUGGGUUCUCGUGACAGAGGAGCUACACAAGUGUAUCUUAGGAAGACGUGUACGAGACUGAAACAAAGGUAUUGAGAAAGAGGAAGUGCGCAUGCGCGGGGCAAAUAAAAUUUCUACCUCUUACAAGAGCUUUUCUUUUUAAACACGCAUUAAAUAAUUUUCUUGAGUGUUAAGUAAUGGCUCUAUUAUGGACAUAGUUCGUAAAGAACGCUUCUACAUUAUAAAUAUACAUAUAUCUACUCGCAAUAGGGUAUAAUAGUCCUUUAUGUAAAUUGCGACAUUUGUAUGAAAAUUUAUUUUAGAAGGGGGAAUGUCAAUCAAUAGAAAAAAGAAGGGAUAACGCAGGUCAUCAGCGUCUUUACAUUCAGUUGCGUCCCCAACUGCAUACAGAUAUGAUCCGAAUAGGAGAUCAGUAUCUUAGCGUAAAUAAAAUUUUAUUGCUCACUAUCGGCUUAUGGCCCUAUCACCAAUCCACCUUCACUACAUUUCAAUAUAUAAUCAUCUUUAUUAUAUUGAUAGGGCUUAUUAUAUUUCAGCUAACCACGUUUUUAACAUUAAAUUGUACUACGGAGCUCUUCGUAAAAGUUUUGUCUUCUACGUCUCUCUUCGUUGUUUAUAUCAUAAAUUAUAUCACGUUCCGAUGUAACAUCGAAAAUGUGAAGGAUUUACUGAUGCACCUUCAGCAUAUACAUAAUAAAUUAAAGGAUAAAAAUGAAAUCGCUAUCAUAAAAAAAUAUGACUACAUAGCAAAAUGUUAUACAGUUAUACUUCUAACAUUGGGAUUGAGUGGAAUAUUUGUUGGUGUGAUAAUUCAAUAUUGGACAAUUAUAGUUGUUAUUGCUUUACCAGCAAACGAAUCUCGGUCAUAUUAUCUUAUCUUUAUGAUGGAGUACUUUAUCGAUCAGGAAAAAUAUUUAUAUUUGAUUUUAAUGCACCUGGGCGUAGCUGUUUCUGUUGGGAUGAUUAUAAUAUUAGGAUGUAAUACAACACUACUUGCAUGUAUUCAUCAUAACUGUGGAUUGUUUAGAAUUGCUAGUUAUCGUCUCGAGCAUGCUAUAAAUAUAAAUAUUCGGCAAAAGAUAACGUUCGAGAAUAUGAUUUUGAUGACCGAAGGUGUAAUUUAUGCCGUCGACAUUCACCGGCAAGCUAUAAAACUGAACAAACACUUAAUGUCAAUAUUCGAGAUAAUGCUGAUGUGUUUCUUAUUGUGUUUUGUGGCUUGUUUAAGCCUCAAUUUAUUUCAAGUAAUAAUGUCUGAAAAUAUCAUAAACGUCAUAAUACCAAUUGGAUGUGUAUUAGUGUGUAUCACGUUUAUGUUUUUCUGCAAUUUUCUGGGGCAAAUUGUAACUGACCACAAUAAUUGCGUAUUCACUACUGCAUAUAACGUCCAAUGGUAUAAAACUCCGUUACAUAUACAGAGAAUGAUAUUGUUCCUGUUGCAAACAGGAAUAAAGGAACUGUAUUUAAAUGUUGGUGGUGUAUUUGAUGCGUCUAUUGAGGGUUUUGCUACGCUGAUAAAGGCCUCGAUAUCUUACUUCACUGUCAUAUAUUCUAUACAAUAAAUACGAUCGAUUUUAGUAACACCGUAGUAAGGACAUUUAAGCUUUUUAUUUAUGACAGUAUUUUCGCUUCAAAGAUGUAGACUUUGUUUUUGCAAAUAAGAUGUGUUGUUACAGAAAACUAUUGAAGCUAUUCAAUAGUUAUCAAAGACUUAUUACUUUAGAUUUUUGCGAUACAUCGAAAUUGGACAUUUAUACUCGCUGUAAUUCAAAUAUAAACAGUGUCUAAACAUUUAAAUAUGUUUUAAUGCUUUUAGAUGGUCCUAAUUUUCUUAUGCACAGCUUAUAACUAUCCACAGAACAAUGGAGAUCUGUCCCAAGUAGCACAUGAGGUUUUAAAACAGCUACGAUAACAUUUUCGCAGCUUAAACCGCAGCAUUUUUGUCUAAGACAGCUUUUGUCACAACAUCAUUGAUAUGUUUUGGCAAAGUUAUAGCAGCAAAAAUGGGACAACAUUUUUAGACUUUGAAAACGAUGUCGCAACCAUUUGGCUGUACAACUAUUUUGCUGUAAUAAUGUUGUAAUAACCACACACUACACCAGUCGGAAUAAAGAUAAACUAAAAUUAGCGAAGAAUAUUUUUUAUAUGUUAAUUAAUAUUCAAUAAAAUAUGCAAUAAAAAUUAAAUUUUAAUUCUAAAUUGACAAAAAGUAAAAAAAAUAAAAAAUUUUUAAUGUUUUAAUUCAACGAGGAUUGAACCUGGACAACCUGGAACUUUCACCAAACUUAAAUGUAGAUCAUAUUUAUAAAAAAAAUCAAUUAUUACUAAUUAACAAUCUAUAAUAUACAUAUAAGUAUAUUAGCGCGGACGCAAAUUCAUAAGUACACUGAUUAUAUAGAACUACAUACAAAUCCUUAUAUGUAUAUUAAUUUUAAAGCCGCAUAAAUGAACGCAUGGGUCCGCUUGACCACCGCUGAUACAUGCUAAAUAUAACAUAAAAUUGAUUGUCACGUUUACUUUGUUUUCGUUGUGAUAUACAAAUUACAGCUAGAUUCCAGCUAUUUGGCUGUACUUUUUAUUUUUCAUCCAACAUUGUAACUUUUUCAAGAUUAGAGUCCACAACAUUAGUUUUGUUCAUACGAUGUUCAACUUUUCUAUAAAACGUACUACUCUUUCUAAAUUUUUUUAACUUUUGCAAAUCGCUCAAUAGUGUUCUUUCCAUCUUGGAGAAUUAAAGACAACUAUCCACAAUUUCUACAUAACCCUAAAAUGGCUGAUGCUAGGUUUGAUUUUUUAAAUAGUCGUCAUAAUACUUUUACCACCAUAAUACAGCUAAAAUAGCUGUGGCUGAAUUUUUAUUUUGUUAUUGCUAUCACAGCGAUUUUAUGCCAAUUAGAGCAGCUAAAAUGGCUGCAGCUAGUUUUGGUUUUUCUGAUAGCUAUAACAGCGACUUUACAGCUAUUAAUACAGCUAGAAUAGCUAUGGCUAUAUUUUUACUUUUUUAUUAGCUGUUACAACGCUUUUGCAAUUCAAAAUCCAGCAAAAUAACUUAUGUUGCCAAAUAGCUAUAAUUAAGGCUGGCAAGACGUUAUACUAGUAACAUUUUUGCUGCCGCAGCAAAUAUAGCGAGACUGUAUUACUUGGGGUAGGAUCUACUCAGAUCGUCGAUAUACGAAAUAUAUUUCAUUUUUCUGAAAAUAAAAUGAAAGUACCCAGACAGCACACAGUAUUCGUAAAAUAUGCGUGAAACAUUUUAAAGAUUUAUCUUAAUCCUUAAUAAAUAUUUCAUAAAUAUAUUUGUAGAUUGA
Messenger RNA from Vollenhovia emeryi, 3654 nucleotides. RefSeq lists its product as uncharacterized. Gene Ontology annotation, cellular component: plasma membrane. Gene Ontology annotation, biological process: sensory perception of smell; detection of chemical stimulus involved in sensory perception of smell. Gene Ontology annotation, molecular function: olfactory receptor activity; odorant binding. Bases 739 to 1908 code for a protein of 389 amino acids. Lineage: Eukaryota; Metazoa; Arthropoda; Insecta; Hymenoptera; Formicidae. The record is from RefSeq and is a predicted model, not a curated record. The transcript has 9 exons.